Messenger RNA from Fimicolochytrium jonesii, 1785 nucleotides. RefSeq lists its product as uncharacterized. Lineage: Eukaryota; Fungi; Chytridiomycota; Chytridiomycetes; Spizellomycetales; Powellomycetaceae. The record is from RefSeq and is a predicted model, not a curated record. The transcript has 4 exons. Bases 137 to 1339 code for a protein of 400 amino acids.
CGUCUGCGCUACCCUCGCUACUCGCUCCCUUCCUUGCUCCUGAAAUACUGUACAUAACCUCUCUUACAACCCACUCUAUCCCCCGUCCUCUUCUCAAAGAACUCCGUCCCAUACUUCCUAUCUGCCACACCCGACCAUGUCCUCCCAACAACCCUCCCACUUUCACUCCUCCUCCUCCUCCUACAACCCCAACAACGAUAAUAUGAACGACCCAAGGGGAACACCCAGCCGCCACAGUAGAUAUCGCGCUGUCUGCUGCUGUUGUAUACCCGUCAGACUGGGCGCCGGCUUGUUGAGCGCGUUCAUGAUUGUAUCGAGCGUCGGUGUCAUUAUCGUCAGUGUAGUGAAGCGGGAUGCAUGGAGCUAUCCAAACUGGGCCCACAUAAGCACCAUCGGCGCCGACACCUUCCUCGCCGGCGCCGGCCUGGUCGCUCUAACCGGCCUCCUCUUUUCCCUAAAAUCCCCCCUAACAUCCUGGCUCCGCUUCCACACCCUCAUCCUCCUCAUCUCCUUCGCCCGCUCCCUCGCCCAACCACUGACAAUGCUCCUCCGCCGCUCCACCCUCCUCGCACUCUGCCAACAACGAACCCCGCCCGCCUUGCCUGGGGGAUCACAGCCCACCUGUGAGGCGACGGUCAUCAUCGCCAUCGUUGUGGCGUUCGUGUCGGGUGUGGUUAGCGUUGCGGGGACGUAUUGGUUGUAUGUGCUUCUGAAAAGAUGGAGAGAAGAGAGGUGGGAACUGGAGGGACCGGUGGAUGAGAUGCAGAGGAGGAGGCGGAGGAGCACGUUACAGAAAAAGGGGAUGUACGGGACAUUAACCGAUUCCACUGUCGAGAAGUACGAUGACGCCCCGCACCACGCAUCUCACGCUGGGCACCUCCCGAACGAGAACGAGCACCACAAAGACGCACUCGCAGAACAAGCCCUCGCCAUCUCGCGACGCAACACCCUCCCGCGGCGUCCCGUCUCGGAAGUCACGGUCGACAUCCCGCAUUCACACGACUCUGACUUCACCGCCCCCUUACUGAACACACAUCAUCCCGACGCGUACCAGCAGCAUUUCGAUAGCGCCUAUCUGCCGCGUGCCCCGGCCCCGUCGGCGGAAUCGCCCCCGACCGCGACGACGGUCCCCACGAGCCCGCCCCCGCCCUUCUCGUCCCGCGACCAGCACCACCGUCCGUCCACGCUUCCGGCGGAUCAGCAACACCAUGGCCAACACCGUGAGGACGGGCGUGGUGAGCAAGCACAGCAGCAGCAAAGGGAGGACCAGGGGGACCCGGUCCCGCAUUACCGGCACGUGUCUGGCGGGAAGAUGUUCCAGGAGAGGCCGUUUGGGUAGGGUUGGGUAGGGUUGAGGAGAAGGGGCGUAGCGUAGGUGGGAGUCUGGCGGAGGGAGGACGCAGUCAGCGUGGAGAGACUGGAUGUUGAUAAUGGCCGUACAUUCUUUUGUUGCUGAUGCGAAGCGUCGUUUAUGACCCCCCCACGCCCGCAAAUCCUCAUAGCCCCCCCCCCCUUUCUGUAAAUACCAUUCGUCAAACGACAUCUGAUAAAUGUACUGUACAUAGUCCGUAUAACCCCCGCGCGAUGGACAUUCCCAGACUUGCGACAAUCUGUUUUGUGUCCAGCAACCAUAUAUUCGUCGUACCCAUAUGUUUUCAUAAAACGAUUACACCGCAAUGGCUCACAUCUCUACGCCGCAUAACAUCCUCAACCACUCAACUACAUCAUGUCCCCACUACCCGGGGGGGGGGGGGGGCCGGCUGAUUGUUUCACAGCGACUCGGGU